AUGCCCAAGGCAGCGAAGGCGUCCAAGAAGUCGGGGGGCGGCAACCCCUACGACCGCAAGGGGGGCGGCGGCGGCGGCAAGGCUACCAACACCAACAUCUUCAAAUUCGACAAGGACUUCGGCCAGCAUAUCCUCAAGAACCCCGGUAUCUCGGAUGCCAUUGUCGACAAGGCCUUCCUCAAGCCCACCGAUGUCGUCGUCGAAGUCGGUCCCGGUACCGGUAACAUCACCGUCCGCGCCCUCGAGAAGGCCAAGAAGGUCAUCGCCAUCGAACUCGAUCCUCGUAUGGGUGCCGAAGUCACCAAGCGUGUCCAGGGCACUCCCCUAGCCAAGAAGCUCGAAGUCAUCCUUGGCGAUGUCAUCAAGAUGCCCGAAAUGCCUCCAUGCGACGCCCUCAUCUCCAACACUCCCUACCAGAUUUCCAGUCCUCUCAUCUUCAAGAUGCUGGCCAUGCCCAACCCGCCCCGCGUCGCCGUACUCAUGUUCCAGAGAGAAUUCGCAAAGAGAUUGGUCGCUAGGCCGGGUGAUGCUCUCUACUCCAGGUUGAGUGUCAACGUCAACUUCUGGGCCACAUGCAAGCACAUCAUGAAGGUCGGCAAGCAGAACUUCAAGCCUCCUCCCAAGGUCGAGUCCGACGUCGUCAGAAUUGAACCCCUUGUUGGCUCGGCGCGCCCCAACAUUGCUUUCGAGGAGUUCGACGGUCUUCUUCGUAUUGCUUUCAACCGCAAGAACAAGACCCUCUACGCCGGCUUCAACCAGAAGGAGGUCCUCAACAUGUGCGAAAGGAACUACAAGGUCUACUGCACUCUCAACAACAUCCCCAUCGACGAGUCCCUCGCCUCCGCCGCCGACCUUGCCGCCGCCGGCGCCACCAACGAUGCUAUGGACGUCGAGAUGGAUGACGACAACGAAGACAACGAUAACGAGGAGAACAACGAUGACGAGGCCAUGGAGGAGGAUGAGGACGAGGACAUGCCCGUUUUCUUCAAGGAGCAGAACGACGCCAACGCUAAGGACGCCAAGACACCCAGCAAGAACCCCAAGUCCAAGGUCGCGCUGAUAGUCAAGGCCAAGUUGAACAAGGUGCUUACGAGCACCGGGUUGGCGGACAAGAGAGCUAGGCAGUGCGAUCAGAACGACUUCCUCAAGUUGUUGCUCGCUUUCCACGAGGAGGGUAUCCACUUCUCUUAG
Molecule: messenger RNA, 1191 nt
Organism: Neurospora tetraspora
Lineage: Eukaryota; Fungi; Ascomycota; Sordariomycetes; Sordariales; Sordariaceae
Product: S-adenosyl-L-methionine-dependent methyltransferase
Exons: 3
Coding region: 1-1191 (396 amino acids)
Biological process (GO): rRNA methylation
Cellular component (GO): nucleolus
Molecular function (GO): rRNA (adenine-N6,N6-)-dimethyltransferase activity
Source: RefSeq, a predicted model, not a curated record